UAUUCUAACGUCAGUUCUAUUUUAAGACUGCUUCAGUUGAACGGAGUGAUGUUCUCGUUCAAUUUCUCAUCGGUUAAUUAUUUUCAGAUCUGAAGUUGUAGUUUAAUGCCAAAAUUUUGACAUUUAAGCUGAACUCUGAAGAAUGCCAUUUAGCACUGGAAAUUUUGACAGACUGUUGGACAAGGCGACCAGCCAGAUCCUACUUGAGCCAGAUUGGGAUGCCACUCUUCAGUUGUGUGAUGCAGUGAGAGCGGGCGAAGUGACCCCCAAGUAUGCGGCCUCGGCUGUGUCCAAGAAGGUUAUGGACAAGAACUCCAAUGUCUGUCUCUUUGCACUGUCAGUGGCCGAGUCUUGCAUGAAGAACUGUGGAGCCAAAUUUCACGAAGAGUUGCUCACUUGGCAGUUUGUGGAGAACCUACACAAUCUGGCGAAGAAGUCGGAACUUCCGAUCAGGACAAAGAUCUGUGCACUGAUUCAAGCGUGGGAGCGUGCAUUCCGCAACGACCACAAAUUCGCCUGUGUGCACAACACGUAUGAGGCCAUGAAGCGAGAGGACUUCACCUUCGCUGAGACCAUGAGUGAGAGCGACUACAUGUUUGUGAGUGAUGUCGCGCCAGAAUGGAAGGAAGACAAACACUGCUACAGAUGCCGGACUGAGUUUACUACAUUCAACAGACAGCAUCAUUGUCGUCACUGUGGUCAAUCGUUUUGCUCCAAAUGCUCUUCUAAAACGAAGACAAUUCCAAAGUUCGGAAUCGAGAAAGAAGUGCGCGUAUGCGACACCUGCUUCGACGCUCUUUCAAACAAAACUUCCUCUGCUGGCGGACAAGCGAGUAGUGGGACAGCAAUGGAUAGUGGCUCAUCUAAAGUUGAAAUCAAGGAUGAAGACGAGUUCAUGGCGGCCUAUUUGAAGAGUUCCUUAGCGAAGGAAGCGCAGACACCUGCACCAGUUUCACGGGAAGAUAAAUUGAAGGAGGAAGAGGAACUACAAUUAGCUUUGGCAAUAUCUCAAAGCGAAGCUGAAGCCUCAGGAAAACCGAGCUCGAGUAAAAAGAGUUCACGUGAUCCAUCGCCCAAGGUUAAGAGUUAUACGGCUGGCGGAAAAGUCGCCGAUGAGCCAAAAAGCGAUGAGCUAGCUAAGUAUAUGGACAGAGCUUACUGGGAGAAGAAACGCCAAGAACAGCAAAAGAUUAAUGAUGCCGAAAGUCCAAAGACUGUCGCAGUGAGUGCGCCGUCGAAAGCUGAUGCGAUUCCACGCAUGGAAACGACAAGUUCUGUGGCUGCAAACCAACAGCCAGCACUGAAUGGCAUUUACAAGAACGAGGAAUCGAAUGAAACGUGCAGCAUGAUCCAGCAUAAGUUGGACAUGUUUCUGAAUAGAAUGAGGUCUAAUGUAAACCGAGGUCGAAAUAUCACCCAGGACUCCGCAGUUCAGUCGGCGUUCCAGGAACUGUCUAAUUUGCAGCCUAUAUUGGCUAAAAUGAUUGCGACGAACGAGAUGCAAAGAAAUCAUUUCGAAAGCCAACAGGACCAAUUGUCACUGUUGAAAGACACACGAGAGACGUUGGAUUCGAUGCGAGAUGAUCACCAAGAGAAGUUAAGACAAGAAAAGGCAGAGAGAGAACGUCAAAUGAUGAUGCAAAGACAGCAGAAAAUGGAAGCGCUGCGAGGUUUGAAACAGCAGUUCUUGUUGCACCGAAUGCAACAGCUUGAAUCUGAAAGACAGAAUCAGGCCAACAUGCAAAUGCAACAGCAGAAUUAUCAGUUCCAAAAUGCUGGAAUGGUUCCGGGACAAAUGCUUCCAGGGCAAUAUCCAGGAAUGCAAUCACAAUCACCAUACGGAUCUUUAGGAGCUACAGGUGCGCCUAUGCAAGGAAUGGUCCAGCAACAGCAGCAGCAGCCAAUGGGACAAAAUAUGAUGUACCCUGGACAACAAGUUCCAGGAAUGUACAACAUGCAACAAAUGAAUGCCUCGUUACCACCCGGAGCCAAUGCGGCGCCACCUAGUCAGAAUAUGAACCAACAACAAACUGCUGGUAAUUAUACUAUGCCUCCCCAAAAUCCGCAACAUCAACAGUAUGCUGUGAAUCCGGCAGCUAGCGGUGUAGUUCCAGGAUCGAACCAGCAAUACAUGCAGCAACAGUAUCAACCAAUGACAGGCGCUCCGAACUUAAUGGGACAACAGCCAAACCAGAACUAUAUGUCGAAUGGCGUAAAUGCUCAACCGGUCCAGCAGCAAAUGGGAGGAAACGCGCCGGCCGCUCCUCCGCAACCCGUUCACACGGAAUCGCCUCUGAUUGAUUUCGGCUGAUUGCUUACAUAUGGAAAACUGUUUUGUCAUCUUAGCUCGUUUAUGGAUAAUAUUACAGCGAAACUUGAAAUAGUAAACAAUAUUUGACCAUGAAAAUACGAUAUAUUUAUUUCGAAGUGUAUGAAUGACCUUUUGGUAGUGACAAUAAAUAAUUUAGUUCAAAAUUGUAUCAUAUUUUUAUAAAAAUAAUUUUUCAAA
Molecule: messenger RNA, 2509 nt
Organism: Symsagittifera roscoffensis
Lineage: Eukaryota; Metazoa; Xenacoelomorpha; Acoela; Convolutidae
Product: hepatocyte growth factor-regulated tyrosine kinase substrate-like
Exons: 4
Coding region: 143-2311 (722 amino acids)
Biological process (GO): endocytic recycling; receptor internalization
Cellular component (GO): early endosome
Molecular function (GO): phosphatidylinositol binding; metal ion binding; ubiquitin binding
Source: RefSeq, a predicted model, not a curated record